UGCCAUCAUGAAGCUGCUGCUGCUGCUCGCUGUGCUCUCAGUUGGUGAAGGUGACAACAGUGCCAGAGUUGCAGGCCGAGCAGGUGACAACGUCACUCUGUCCUGUCACUACAACGUGACGACUAACGGGUUUCUGUCAGUUUGCUGGAAUCGAGGAACGUUAUCAGCAUUUAAGUGCAACAAUCCGCUCAUCGCUGUAGACAAGCUGAGGGUGAGAGAGGGCAGCAGAGUGUCCAGCAGGUAUCAGCUGCUGGGACAGCUGCACCAGGGGAAUGUGUCCCUGACCAUUCUGAAUGUCACAGAGACAGACACUGGACCAUACGGCUGCAGAGUUGACAUCCCCGGCUGGUUCAACGAUGACAAACACCACUUUGAUUUGACUGUUGACUCAGCUCCACAGACGACCACAUCAGGGAACUCAGAGACGUCAACAAUGCAGACUUCAUACACACACACUGCAGGUCACAUGAACGCCACAGAAACCGUCCUGAGUUCCACCUUUAGCAGCAUCAUCAGACAGCAUGAAAGCAGCAGUUUGACUGUGGCUGUGGUGUAUGUCUUGUUCGGGUUGAUAGUUUCAACCACAGCGAGCGGAGCCGCCAUACUCGUGAGAAAAUGGAUGGGACUCCACAAAGUGCGUCAGCAGCAGCAGCUCAACGGUUCUGUACAGUUCAGUCUGUCCGGGCUGCAGAGCCAAAGUCGAGAGUCUGUGGUCGACAACAUUUAUGAGAGAGAAGAAGACGUCAACACAGUUGUGUACGAGUCGUGCCCCUGAAAUGUGAAGCCCACUGACCUGCCUGGGGUCAAGUCAACAGACGGACGGACAGAAUGUGAACGCAGCAUCAGAGAGCAUUAUGGACAUGGACAUUCCAGAGCUGUGAUGUCACAGUGCUGGACAUUUUGUUGAAGGAUAGCAACAACAUACAAGGCUCAUGGGUAAUGAGGUGUUGAAAAUGAGCGUCAGUGUCUUUACAUGAUUUCUUGUAUUUAUCAGAUUGUUAAUAAA
Messenger RNA from Paralichthys olivaceus (Japanese flounder), 1006 nucleotides. Its product is annotated as hepatitis A virus cellular receptor 1-like. The record is from RefSeq and is a predicted model, not a curated record. Gene Ontology annotation, biological process: cytoskeletal rearrangement involved in phagocytosis, engulfment; apoptotic cell clearance. Gene Ontology annotation, molecular function: phosphatidylserine binding. Lineage: Eukaryota; Metazoa; Chordata; Actinopteri; Pleuronectiformes; Paralichthyidae.